AUGCACAUGGAAAUAACUCAAGCCGCUGAUUUUCUGGGUCGACUACUUCAUUCCAAGUUGGACCAAUCCAUGCUUCAAGCAUUUAAAGAGCAACUGGCCGAUUUAUUAAAGCAGCGUUUUGUCGACCAUUGGGAUCCACAGCAACCGUAUCGAGGCAACGCAUUCCGUGCCAUCUCCAACUUUAAUGGCCAAUUGGAUCCAGUUCUCGUUAUGGCUGCAGAGAAGGCUAUGGUACCGCCUGCGUCGAUCCACGCUCACUUGCCACGCGACUUUGUAUUAUGGAUUGAUCCAUUCUCGGUUUCUUAUCGGGUGGGUGACCAUGGAAAUAUCAUGACACUCUUUGAGGAUCGAUCGCGUGGUCGUAUCACGCUUAAACCAUUAGCGGCGUCUUAUAUCCAACCAAGAACAUCCACUCCCAUUCGUAUCUCGCCACCAAGUAGUCCAGAAAAUAGAAAGGUCAAGAACCAUAUUCAUCAACCAUCGCCAUUGGCGAAAGAUGUCUCUUCUGAGCAGGAACAGCAACAACAACAGCAGCAGACUCAACAACAGCAACAACAUCAACAACAGCAGUUGGUCUUGGCAAAUUGA
Lichtheimia ornata is the source of this 588-nucleotide messenger RNA. RefSeq lists its product as uncharacterized. Gene Ontology annotation, cellular component: cytoplasm; nucleus. Gene Ontology annotation, biological process: negative regulation of cell population proliferation; negative regulation of mitotic cell cycle. Lineage: Eukaryota; Fungi; Mucoromycota; Mucoromycetes; Mucorales; Lichtheimiaceae. The record is from RefSeq and is a predicted model, not a curated record. The transcript is spliced from 2 exons. Bases 1 to 588 code for a protein of 195 amino acids.